AUGGCCAAUACACAAGAACAAACAAACCCACCCACCGCUGUUAAUACUUCGGUCACCUCUUCCGACCGUACUGUCACCAUUCUUGAUUCCAGACCCCAAAACAUGUUGCAACAAGCCCACCAUUACGUUUCAAUUAAGCUGACUGCCACAAAUUAUCUAUUUUGGAGAGCGCAGCUAGUGCCCUUCUUACGGGGGCAAAAUCGUUACGGGUUCGUCGAUGGCACUACCGUCUGCCCACCAGAAUUUGUUGCCUCGUCCUCAGCGGUGGCUCCGGCCACCAACCCGUCCUAUGCUCAGUGGAUCCAACAGGACCAGUCCAUCUUGAGCAUGAUUAUUUUGUCGUUGGCAGAAGAAGUUCUCUAUCUAGCUAUCGGCCAUUCAACGUCCCGUGCGGUUUGGCUGGCGGUCGAGACAGCUCUCGGCUCAGCAUCACGGGCUCGCUCGUUGAGUCUUCUCACUCAGCUACAGAACCUACGGCAAGGUGAUUCUACGCCGGUCGAGUACUUGGGACGGGCGCAGGUGCUCGUUGAGCAGCUCGCUCAGGCCGGUCGUCCUAUCGGUCUCGACGAGCAGAAUUUGCACGUGUUUCGUGGACUCCGUGCAGAGUAUCGAGGUCUGGUCGCGUCGCUUACGACCAAAAGCGCUCCGCUAACAAUUCAUGAGGUUUCCGAUUUUCUCUCCACUCAUCAGUACCUCUUUCCCGAUGAGUCUCACACCAUGCUACCCCAAUCGCCUUCCGCACUGAUCGCGCAGCAUCCACAGUCGCGUCCUUCCCAUGAUGGUGGUCGAGGGCGAGGGCGUAACCACCGUAGACAAUGA
Messenger RNA from Ipomoea nil (Japanese morning glory), 819 nucleotides. RefSeq lists its product as uncharacterized. The transcript has a single exon. Lineage: Eukaryota; Viridiplantae; Streptophyta; Magnoliopsida; Solanales; Convolvulaceae. Bases 1 to 819 code for a protein of 272 amino acids. The record is from RefSeq and is a predicted model, not a curated record.